AUGCAUUUUAAACAUAUUUACGGGUGUCUAAUAUAUUUUCCUAUGACGACUCACAAAUUUUGUUCAGCUCUUAUUUUUUUGUUGUUAGGUUUGGCACUAUGUUCUGCCAGAAAAUCACUUCUUUCACUUGAGGGACACGUUUAUGGUGGUGUUGUAGCCGGUGGUGGUGGCUCGGGUGGUGGUGGUGGUUCGGGAUAUGCUGGUGUUGGGGAACAUGGUGGUAGCGGGUUUGCUGGGGGUGCUGGUAGUGGAGAAGGUGGUGGUGCUGGAUAUGGUGGCGUUGCUGGAAUAGGUGGUGGAGGUGGUGGUGGUAGUGGUGGAGGUGGUGGUGCUGCCCAUGCUGGUGGAGCUAGUGGUGGUGGUGGUUAUGCUAGUGGAGGUGGUGAAGGAGGUGGUGCGGGUUAUGGUGGUGCUAGUGGAGGUGGUGCAGGAGGUGGUGGCGGGAAAGGAGGUGGUGGGGGUGCUGCAUCUGCUGGAGGUGCUAGUGGUGCUGGGUAUGGAGGUGGUGGUGGUGAAGGAGGUGGUGCUGGCUAUGGGGGAGCUGGUGGAGCUGGUGGAGGAGGAGGCGGUGGGAAAGGAGGUGGUGGUGGCGCUGCCUCUGCUGGAGGUGCUAGUGGUGCUGGACAUGGAAGUGGUGGAGGUGAAGGUGGUGGUGCUGGAUAUGGUGGUGGUGGUAAGGGGGCCGGUGGAGGAGGAGGAGGCGGUGGUGGAGCUGGUGGUGGAGGUGGAGCUGCAUCAGGCGCUGGAGGAUAUGGAGGAGGUGAAGGAGGUGGUUCUGGCGGAGGCUAUGGUGCUGGAGGUGCUGCAGGACAUGGAGGUGGAGGAGGUGGAGGUGGAGGUAGUGGUGGUGGUGGUGGAGCCGGUUAUGCCGCUGGAGGAGCUAGUGGAGGUGGAUAUGGAAGUGGUGGAGGAGAAGGAGCAGGUCAUGGAGGCGGAGCAGGUGCCUCGGGUGGUGGAGGAGGCGGUGGUUCUGGUGGUGGAGGCGGCUAUGCUGCAGGAACACAUGCAGGAGGAAGCGGUGCCGGUGGUGGAAGCGGCGAAGGUGGUGGCUAUGCUCCUUAAGAAUACAUUAUCACGGCCUGCUUAUGAUUAUCUAGACAAGAAAUGUCAAUAUAAAAUAAGGAAACCCUUAAUAUGUGUUACUAUAAGAAAGCCAAAUGGUUUUUCUCAUAAUUGUCUAAAUUAGUAAGUAAUUAAAAUGAGCUUUUGUUUUAAAUUGUAAUGCUUUGUGCUAUAAGUAAAUGAAAUUAAUUUAAAAUAUAUGAUUAUUGGAUAUCA
Mercurialis annua (annual mercury) is the source of this 1278-nucleotide messenger RNA. Its product is annotated as glycine-rich cell wall structural protein 1.0-like. Lineage: Eukaryota; Viridiplantae; Streptophyta; Magnoliopsida; Malpighiales; Euphorbiaceae. The coding region runs from base 1 to 1062 and encodes 353 amino acids. The transcript has a single exon. The record is from RefSeq and is a predicted model, not a curated record.